Messenger RNA from Hyposmocoma kahamanoa, 1643 nucleotides. RefSeq names its product chromatin assembly factor 1 subunit B (gene Caf1-105). The transcript has 6 exons. Gene Ontology annotation, molecular function: protein binding. Gene Ontology annotation, biological process: nucleosome assembly; DNA replication-dependent chromatin assembly. The record is from RefSeq and is a predicted model, not a curated record. Bases 115 to 1611 code for a protein of 498 amino acids. NCBI's taxonomy places the organism in Eukaryota, Metazoa, Arthropoda, Insecta, Lepidoptera, Cosmopterigidae. Gene Ontology annotation, cellular component: CAF-1 complex; nucleus.
CCGGAGGACGAACAAUUUUACUAGUGCCUUGUUGUAUUUGUCGUCAGGGUGUGAUAAAAGUUUAGAGAUCGUAUCGGAUCGUAUCGUGGUUUUAAUUAAUUAAAACAAUAAAAGAUGAAGUUUGCCAUUCCUGAGAUAUCAUGGCAUAACAGGGACCCCGUUUUAAGUGUUGACUUUCAGCCGAAGGCGGCUGCUGGUGAUCCUUUACGACUUGCUACAGGAGGAACUGAUUCUCAUGUUUUGAUCUGGUACGUAUCAACUACAGAAACAGGAUCUGUGAAUCUAGAAGUGGCAGCUGACCUGACCCGACACCAAAAGGCUGUAAACGUAGUGAGGUGGUCGCCCAGUGGAGAAUUACUGGCAUCUGGUGAUGAUGAAUCAAUUAUUUUCAUUUGGAAACAGAAAAAUGAGGAACCAGCACCUAAUAUUGAGAAUGGAGAAGAGGUUUAUAAAGAGAGUUGGGUUAUUCAUAAGAUCGUCAAAUUCACCUUCAAUGAACAUUUCAGGGUGUUCCGUACAUUUGACAUAUCAACCAAGAAAGUGAUAUCCCGAAGCAGCAAGGCGACACUCCCCUUCCCUCCUGAGCACCGUCUACAUUCGGUGCGCGUGCGCCUCUUUCACGACGACACACUACAGACAUACUUCCGCCGGUUGCAAUUCAGCCCGGAUGGCAUGCUAAUCGCUGUGCCAGCAGGGAGGAUAGAACCGGAGCAAUCACAUCCGGACAUGAAGCCUAUCAAUGCUGUAUAUAUUUAUACAAGAUAUUCUUUGAAAGUGCCAGCCUGCGUCCUGCCCUGCGGCGAGGCAGCCUUGGUGACGCGGUGGUCCCCUCGCUCGUACGCGCUUCGACCGAACGGGCCCCCUCCGGCCUUCCCCAUCCAACGCCGCAUGCUCUUGGCCGUGGCAACUAAGCGUUCUGUCUUGUUGUAUGACACACAGCAGAAAACGCCCAUUGCCAUGAUUAGCAAUAUCCAUUACACUAGACUGACCGACUUGUCGUGGUCUCCGGAGGGCCGGACCCUUGUGGCGUCGAGCACCGACGGCUUUUGCUCCGUCAUCACGUUCAGCGACCACGAACUGGGCGAAGUGCUGCCCGAGCCUGAACUGGACGGUACUGCUAGCCAUCCAGAACCAAUGGAAAUUCAAAAACAAGAUACUCCAGAACCGAAAGAAAAACCAGAAGCGUCCGAACCAAAAUCGACCACUCCAAAAAUCAACUCUUACAUGAAAUUCAAAACGCCCUCUGAAAAAUCACCCAAGAAGCGGACGAAGACAGAAAACGAUCAACAAAAGACUCCGGUGAAACUGGACGUGCUGAUGGAGACCGCCAUGCAAUCGUGGUCGGACAAUUCGCAGAACGACGUCAUCAAACCCGUGGCGGACAAACUGGUCGAAGUGAUGGAAAUCGACGACAGCGGCGAUAUAAAACUCGUCUACGAGGACACCGAAUGCUCGAGUCAGUUGCCUACGGAGGGAAAGUCACCGGAGACCGCAGCCGCGCCAAAAGUGGAGAACGCCAAGCGGGAGAAGUCGCCCGAGCGCAGGGCGCCGCCCGCGCCGCGCAGGGUCAGCUUCGUCACGCUCUCCAGCCCCAAGAACAAGAGGCGCUGACGCGAGGCUUUCUCCCGCAGUCUGCCCGCCGC